Astrephomene gubernaculifera is the source of this 695-nucleotide messenger RNA. The record is from the annotation of a GenBank genome assembly. NCBI's taxonomy places the organism in Eukaryota, Viridiplantae, Chlorophyta, Chlorophyceae, Chlamydomonadales, Astrephomenaceae.
CCUCCCUGGUGUCCGGCUACCGCCGCUGCGUGCUGACACCCAACGUGGCGGAGCUGGGCCGCAUCGCUGGGGCGGUGGGGCUGCAGCUGCCGGGGGGCAUGGGAGACCACUGGCUGCAGCAUGCGCCCAGAGUGGCGGAAGCAUUCAAAGGGCCGGUGGUCCUUGCCAAGGGAGGAGUCGACCUCAUCUGUGCUGCCGCCGCUGCUGCUGCCACCGAUACCGAUACCAAUACUGAUACCAGCUCGUCACCCGCUUCUGGCACUGCCGUACAGCAGCAGCAGCAGCCGCAACCGCAACGAGGGCAAGAGGGGCAAGUCCAGGGGCGGCUACAGCAGCUGCAACAGCACUUGCAACCCGCAGGAGAAGGGAUGGGUGCAGCAGCAGGUACAGAGACCCAUGGGUCGGCUGAGCCGCAGCUGCUGUUGCGGUGUUCGGACCCUGGCUCCCUCCGGCGCUGUGGCGGCCAGGGUGACGUGUUGGCAGGCACCAUUGCCGCCUUCCUCUGUUGGGCCGCCAAGCACCAACAACAGCAGCAGCAACAACAGCGCUUGCAACACCAACCCCAACCCCAAGAACAGGAGCAGCCAGCCUCCGGAUCCGACCCAUCCCAGCAGCAAGGACAACAACACGCCCCUGCCUCCUCAACCGCCCCCGCCUUCUCAACCGCCGCUGCCGCUGCUGACCCGCUUCUUGAC